Coffea eugenioides is the source of this 1392-nucleotide messenger RNA. RefSeq lists its product as uncharacterized. Bases 210 to 1100 code for a protein of 296 amino acids. The transcript has 5 exons. The record is from RefSeq and is a predicted model, not a curated record. NCBI's taxonomy places the organism in Eukaryota, Viridiplantae, Streptophyta, Magnoliopsida, Gentianales, Rubiaceae.
UUCCACGUCACGGCAAUCACUGUAAAUUGUGGGAGAAGGAAACCAGCCAGUGGACAGGAUUUGACUUUUGAAGAGGAAUGAAUGAAUAGGAACCGUCUUAUCUCUCCUAAGUCGAGAUAAUGAAGAUGAAGCGGACGCAUCUUUAAAUUAAAGUGAAACGGCAGCAGCAGUCUGGUAGUGAGAAAUCCUCCUCCUGUCCUGUUUAGGAGAUGUUUGGAAACCUGAAUAGUCCAGCAGUCGUAGGAGGAGAAAGAGUGUGGAGUAGCGUUGGCGUUGGCGUUGGUUCUUCCGUAUCUCUUAUUCUUGUCAACAAGAAGAAGAAGCUCCCUGAUCAUAUUCAUUAUAAUACCACCAGGAUAGCAACAAAAAUAUGCAGCAAUUGGAGGAGGAGGAGGAAGUUGUCCCCCGGAAUAGCAAAUACUAGAACUAACAGCAACAAUAAUACUCCUCCUCCUCCUCCUCCUCCUAGGGGGAAAUUGCCGACGAUGAUGGUCUCAAUAAUAUUAUUUGGAUGCGGUUUCACGUUGGGUCCUCUGAUUGAUGGACUACAUUCGCGGGUCGACCUUAUGGUGUACCAGACGGGAGCCAUUGACAUUGGCCCGCUUCACACCAAUGUUUGGGUCCCGCCAUUGCUUGGAUUGUUCUAUGCUUCCGUUGGCCUGCUUCAACUCCAGCUUGACGAGAAGACGGCUCCAAGAAUAGGUAGCCUCCGGGAGAAAACUGCGGCCUCCCUCGCGGCAUUGGUGUUGUUUAUCCAAGUAAGUGCGGAAAUGUACCAAGCUGGGGUGCCGGAUAACAUCGAAGCUUACGUACUGUUUGCGGCCGCGGAACUCAUAUGGUUGCUGAUUGAUAACACGGCAGCCGGAUUUUUACUGGCUUCUGUUGUAGGCAUCGCUUGCCCGCUCGCAGAGAUUCCCAUAAUGAAGUUGUUCAACCUAUGGUACUAUCCCCGAGCAAACGUUGAGAUCUUUGGUCAGGGGCUCGUCUCUUGGACUAUCACUUGCUAUUUCGUCUACACUCCGUUUUUGAUUAAUUUAUCACGCUAUCUAAAAUCAAGGCUUGCGGCUUCUGUGGAUGAAAGCGAAUCAGAAUCUGCCUAGGCAACCCCUCAUAUUCAUUCCUUCAUCAGCUGAUAGACAACUGGAUCUUCCUCAAGCACCCGAAAUGAACCGGGAUCAUGGGAUGAAGAUGGAAUCAACCACACUCAUCACGGGAAGACGGGAAUUUGAAUGAACUGAAUAACAUAAAAUCAUCACACUCCCCUCCUAUGUAAUGUAGUAUUUGAGAUGGACACGAUAAGCAAAGCACUACCAACAUGUCUGCUGUUGCUGUUGACUUCAUCUGCUUGAAUCAACAUGGUACUGUGUUGUAGAGUGGCACGGAAUUCGUUCA